CACAUGUCAUCCACCAUCCCCAUACUUCACACGUACACAAUCCCACACGCCCCAAGACAUGCUGCCGCUCGUCAACGGGACUCUCAUGGCUCAGAAUGGCAGCACAAUCGACAUUACGAAAACCUGAUGACCCUCUCCAAGCGCUCUACAACCACUAUGCCGCGUCCCUGCGAUCCCGCGUCUCCAAUGCCUCCAAGCUCACGAAGCUACUAUCCACAAUAACACUCCUGUUCACCAUAAUCGGCACCGGCUAUGGCGGGCAAAGGUGGUUCAAGAAACGGCGCGCUGAGAAGGAGACGGGAAAAAGACUUCUAAGGAGGAAUUCGGGCCUCAGAGGGAAGGAUGGCUCGCGGACGAUAUACGUGCCAAACCGGGACUCAACCUCAAAAGUCGUUAUCCACCCUACCAAGCAGACGACUUUCGAUGCGCAUCGCCGUCUCUUUCUACAGCCGCCUCGCGCUGCCCGCAUGGCCGAUGCAGGCAACCCGCACGCUCCUCCGCCGCAGACAAAGCCCGGUCUGAAUCUUGCGUUCCUCCACCAGUUCCUCAGUCUUCUCAAUAUCAUGAUACCGAGAUGGAACAGCAAGGAGACGGGUCUCUUGCUCAGUCACAGUGUGUUUCUCAUGCUGCGAACCUAUCUUUCGUUAGUCGUCGCGCGACUAGAUGGAGAGAUCGUGAGGGAUCUGGUGGCCGGUAAUGGCAAGGCCUUCCUCUGGGGCAUUGUGAAAUGGCUAGGAGUCGGCACAUUCUCAUCAUACACGAAUGCUAUGAUCAAGUUCCUCCAGUCGAAGGUUUCGAUAGCGUUCCGAACCCGCCUCACGCGGUACAUCCACGAUCUAUACCUAAACGACCACCUCAACUACUACAAGUUGGCGAAUCUCGAUGGUGGAGUGGGACAGGGUGCGGAUCAAUUCAUCACACAGGACUUGACGCUAUUCUGUGCCUCGGCUGCUUCGCUAUACUCCUCCUUAGGAAAACCUUUCGUCGAUAUUUGCGUGUUCAAUUAUCAGCUCGUUAAAUCUCUGGGACCAUUGGCUCUGACUGGCCUUCUUGGAAACUACUUCUUGACCGCGACCGUGCUUCGGAGACUAUCGCCUCCGUUCGGAAAGUUGAAGGCUGUGGAAGGCAGAAGAGAAGGAGAUUUCCGUGCGCUGCACUCUCGUCUCAUUGCAAAUGCGGAAGAAGUUGCAUUCUACGGUGGUGAUCAGAUGGAGAAGCAUUUCCUCGAACGAGGAUUCAAGGAUCUAAAGCAUUGGAUGGAAGGCAUCUACAGUCUGAAGAUUCGAUACAACAUGCUGGAAGACUUUGUCUUGAAGUACUCCUGGUCGGCCUUCGGCUAUCUUAUCACGUCGCUCCCAGUCUUUCUACCAGCAUGGGGCGGACUACGUGCCGCACCAGAAUUGCCUGGUGACGAACGUCAUAAUCGGGAGCGCAACCGCAUGAAGGACUUCAUCACCAACAAGCGUCUUAUGCUGUCUCUUGCCGAUGCCGGUGGCCGAAUGAUGUACUCCAUCAAGGAUCUUUCAGAACUCGCAGGCUACACCUCGCGCGUGUAUACUCUCAUCAGCACGCUGCACCGAGUCCACGCUGAUGCCUAUCACCCACCCCCAGGUACGCGCCCAGAACUGUACUCAGUAUGUGAUGUGCAGGGAACAGUACACAAAGGUUUCGAUGGCGUACGUCUCGAGCACGUCCCAAUCGUCGCGCCAGGCUUGUACCCUAUGGGUGGUGACGAGCUCCUCGAGUCUCUCUCCUUCAUUGUACAUUCUGGAGAGCACCUCCUGAUUACUGGUCCCAAUGGCGUCGGCAAGUCUGCCGUCUCACGCGUCGUUGCUGGUCUCUGGCCAACAUAUCGUGGCCUUGUCAGUCGCCCACGCGCAGCAGGCACCGACGGAAUCAUGUUCCUCCCCCAACGCCCCUACCUUUCAACCGGAACCCUCCGUGACCAAGUUAUCUACCCACACACCGAGAUCGACAUGAAGGACGCUGGACGGCGCGACAUCGAGCUAAGCCAGGUCCUCGAAGAGGCCAAGCUGGGCUAUCUCCCCGACCGAGAAGGCGGCUGGGACACGAAGAAAGUAUGGAAAGAUGUCUUCAGCGGAGGCGAGAAGCAGCGAAUGGGUAUAGCUAGACUUUUGUACCACGAGCCGCGAUAUGCUUUCAUCGACGAGGGCACCAGUGCCGUGAGCAGCGAUGUCGAAGGCCUUCUGUACGAACGCGCGAAGGCAAAGGGAAUCACACUCAUAACAAUCUCAACCCGUGCUUCUCUCAAGCGCUACCACACCUACACCCUCACCCUAGGCAUGGGCGACAACGGCGACGAAUGGGAAAUCCAACGCAUCGGCACCGAGAGCGAGAAAUCCUCCGUGGAGAAAGAACUCCACGAGCUCCGCGAGCGCCUCUCCAAGGUCGAGGAAUGGAAACAGCGAAGGCAGGAGAUCGACGACGAGCUCAACAAAGUAUGGGUCGAGCACGCAGAUGGGGAAGCCGCAGAGGAACUCGCACCGCCGUCGUACGCUGCUGCCACCGAGCAAGAUAACGACAGUGCAGUCGAGCAGAGCGUUUAACCGGAUUGCAUUGAACGUCGAUCGUGCAGGUGAAUGGCAUGCACGCAAUGUACGCAUACUAUGUGUUUUUAUCUUUCUCCCCCCACAUUGCGAAGGUUCCGUCUGUUGCACACUGCAUUUCAGGGCCCAAUUCCAACGGUGCAGCGAGCCAAUCCAAUAUAUACGAUACUGAAAAUAGAACCCGGGAACAUAAUCUCUUUUCCCCAUGUAUGUUUAUUGUGGAGCUCUUCCGUAGUUCCCAUCCCUGACCGCCCCUGCAUUUGGUUUGAUUGUUGAGUACAGCCUUCCGUUUCGGCGUACCUGGUUUGUGGGAUUCUUGGUCGCGAAUAUAGGAGCAAUAUAAACAUUUUAUCAC
Messenger RNA from Aaosphaeria arxii CBS 175.79, 2922 nucleotides. RefSeq lists its product as uncharacterized. Bases 96 to 2567 code for a protein of 823 amino acids. Gene Ontology annotation, cellular component: peroxisomal membrane. The transcript has 2 exons. Gene Ontology annotation, molecular function: ATP hydrolysis activity; long-chain fatty acid transmembrane transporter activity; ABC-type transporter activity. Gene Ontology annotation, biological process: fatty acid beta-oxidation; very long-chain fatty acid catabolic process; peroxisome organization. The record is from RefSeq and is a predicted model, not a curated record. Lineage: Eukaryota; Fungi; Ascomycota; Dothideomycetes; Pleosporales.